This is a messenger RNA of Hydatigera taeniaeformis, 1713 nucleotides long. Lineage: Eukaryota; Metazoa; Platyhelminthes; Cestoda; Cyclophyllidea; Taeniidae. The record is from the annotation of a GenBank genome assembly.
AUGAGUGAUAGCGCAGAUUUCGAAGAGGGCGAAGUCGAUGAUAUAAGCGAUUUUGAGGACGGCAAUCCAGGCGACUCCGGUGCUGUUUUUCCCUUGGGUGAUGGCUCGUGUGAUGAUUCGCCAUCGCAUAGAGGUGCUUCUCAUGGUACUUGGCGUGAGGCCUAUAAAAACAGGGACGUAAGAGAUAUGAGUUUGAGUCAUAGACACGGAGAAAGAACUAGAGAGUCCUUAUUGAGGUUUUUGUGUGAUGAUGAGCCCGCUCCUCGGCGUAAGGCCUCUGGCAUGAAGCGAAAGAGGAAGCGACGCGAAUGGGUUUCGGGUAGUGGCGAACGGUCUCAAGGGACGAGGCAGGACAAAGCGAAGUGCAGGUUCUACCUGGAGGGUCGCUGCAACAAGGGGUCUGAGUGUCCAUUUAGUCACGGUUUUACACCAGCCAAAAAACAGGAACUCUGCAAGUUUUAUGCGACUGGUGGCUGCAGCAAGGGAUCUGGAUGCCCUUUUCUCCACGGGGAGUUCCCGUGCAAAUUCUUCCAUUUAUCGAAGAACUGUUAUCAUGGUAGCAACUGCAAGUUUUCUCAUGAGCCUCUCACCUCUUCGACACGAUCGCUUUUAGAUAAACUCGUUGAUGAUCAGAACCGCAACUUGCGUUCCACGGAGAAUGUCAGUUUCAAUCGGGAGGCUUCGUCAAUUUACGCUUCGCCCUUGAAUCAGUUUCCACAAGGUGCAUUAACAGAGCCCUAUGGUGACGUUGAUUACAGGCACAUGGUUCAUUCGGGUCCAACUGGCAUGGGGACGCAACCUGGUGUUCCUUGUGGCUUCCAACCCUCCCCGCAGACGGUUGGUCGCAGACCGCCUCCAGAACCGCACCCACCACAUUUCCGGCGUCCCAUCGAUGAGGGUCACUUGCGUCCAGCGCUAGGGUACGGUGGACCUCCACCCUUCCGUGGGCUGUUCUCUCCUCCUUACCGCUUCCAUACGGGAAAACCAUUCCCUCUACCACAUCGGCCGCCAUUGGCGGGUGGCAAUCGCGAGGCUCCUAUGCCUUAUCCACCACUGAGAUUCCGGCCCCCAUAUCAUGACGGUGGUGGGGACAACUUUUACAACUCAACCAAUGCUGAUGAUUACCUUCCCGAACAGUCCAAUAAGAUUACGGAUUCAAAAACGCAGGAAAUUAAACCCCCCAGUCCACCUCCACCUGGAUCUCCGGUAGACGACCACCGCGAGAUUCCCCCGAAAAUGAUGGUUAGUAAAGACAUCGUUGUGUACUUGAACGAGAAGUCUAGCGCAGAUACCACCCCUGUGACUUUCAAAUGGCAUAUCAUACCUCUUGAGUUCGACAAGAGCCCUCGUCAGCUGCCUCCUUCGGCGGCUAAUGCCAAUCCUUCUGAUCCUCGGCUGAAGGCUCGACCUCAAUUGCAAGUUCUAUUAACUAUCCCUUCUGUUUCAACUGAGGAAAAACAAUCGGAAGUGAAGAAUCCUCCCCAGUCGGAACGUAGGAAACGUCCGAAACUCACAUUGAAUGAAAUGGCAAACACGUUCGCCAAAACAGGUCAUCGAGUGCAGUCGAAAACGCCAGUCCUUUAUUCGAACAUACUGGAUCCAAGAUUAUUGAAGCGACAAAAAGUUGAGAGCGAGGUGGCAUCGCAUGAGACUGCCGCCGAAGAGGAGCAGUCUCUUACACCCAAAGCGUUGCGAGUCGUUUUCUCGCCGUGA